GUUGAGCUAUACCAUCUACUGACGUCACCAUUUCUUAUCAAGCCGGCUAUGAUAAGGGAAGUUUUGGAAGUUCGCCUGCUAUGAUAUGUGUAUAUAUUGUAGCAGUUCAAGAUGAAUCUCUCAAGUUUAGACAAGUACGUAAAGAGUGACGAUGUCUAAUAACACCAUUCCAACAGUCGAGGGGGGCAAGAGAAUAGUCUUCACGGGAGGCAGUGGCAAAGCAGGGCGUCAUGUUAUCCCAUACUUACUCUCCAAAGGACAUAAGGUCUUAAAUCUUGACCUAAUUCCAUUUCCCGAUCCAUCUGUUGAUGUAUACACACUCAAAACGGACCUCACAGAUUCAGGCCAAGUUUUCAAUGCCCUCACAUCCCAUUUUAACAUGUCCGGAUACAACGAAGGACCGGUGCCCGGUCCUCCAGAUGUGGUUAUACAUUUUGCUGCCUAUGCCCGAAAUAUGCUUGUACCUGACAGCGAACUCUUCCAAGCCAAUACUCGUAGCACAUACAACAUAAUCGAAGCAGCUAGCAAACUUGGCGUGAAGAAGAUCAUAACAGCUAGCUCUGAAACCGUGUAUGGAGUAUGUUUUGCACAAGGAGAUGUCGAUUAUCAUUCCUUUCCUCUAGAGGAAGACUAUGACGUUGAUCCCGAAGAUUCGUAUGCUCUAUCCAAAAUCUGUGGCGAGAAGACUGCUCGUACAUUUGCGAGACGGUUCAAGUCAGAUAUAUACGCGCUGAGAAUUGGGAAUGUUAUUGAACCACAUGAGUAUAAAAGAGACUUUCCAGGUUUCAUGGAAGAUCCUAUGUGCAGGAAACGAAAUGCCUGGAGUUACAUCGAUGCAAGGGAUUUGGGACAAAUUUGUGACUUGGCGAUCAAGAAAAAUGAUCUAGGGUUUCAAGUCUUCAAUGCCACAAAUGAUGGCAUCACAAUUCCUGGGGAAGAAAAGACAGGGGACUUUUUGAAGAGAGUCUGCCCGGGAACGAAGGCGACAAGGGAGUUGGGGGAGAGAGAAGCACCGUUGAGCAAUAGAAAAAUUAGAGAAGUGUUGGGAUUCAACGAACUCCAUGACUGGCGCAGCUAUGUCAAUUGAGAGGAGGGAGGAGAAGCACCUCAGGGAGCUCCUUGUUGAGAUAAGGAGCCAACUAUGGCUUUGGAAAUCUCUUCACAUAGUAUUGUUUGCCAUUCCCAAUGUCCCACGCCUUAUGGAUAGGCACAGCUAGAUCUGGUAGUGAGCAUACCUCAAAUGAUAGCAGAAGCUCUCACUCA
Messenger RNA from Botrytis cinerea B05.10, 1263 nucleotides. RefSeq lists its product as hypothetical. The record is from RefSeq and is a predicted model, not a curated record. NCBI's taxonomy places the organism in Eukaryota, Fungi, Ascomycota, Leotiomycetes, Helotiales, Sclerotiniaceae. The coding region runs from base 152 to 1087 and encodes 311 amino acids. The transcript has 3 exons.